CCUUAUUAAAAGAUCAGUGCUCCCAGCUACCGAGGUCAGAGGCUUGAGGCUAAGGCACAGAGCGGAUCAUGUUGAAGAUGAGCGGGUGGCAGCAGCAAAGCCAAAAUCAGAGCCGGAACCUGAGGAGAGAGUGUUCCAGAAGGAAGUGUAUCUUCAUACAUCACCACACCUGAGAGCAGAGCCUGAUCGAACUGCAGAGAUGGCAGCAGAGUCAUUGCCUUUUUCCUUCGGGACACUGUCCAGCUGGGAGCUGGAAGCCUGGUAUGAGGACCUGCAGGAGGUGCUGUCCUCAGAUGAAAAUGGGGGUACCUAUGUUUUACCCCCCGGAAACAAGGAGGAAGAAUCAAAAACUUUCACCACACUUGACCCUGCCUCUCUGGCUUGGCUGACUGAGGAGCCAGGACCAGCAGAGGUCACGAACACCUCCCAGAGCCCUCGCUCUCCGGAUUCCAGUCAGAGCUCCCUGGCUCAGGAAGAAGAAGAGGAAGACCAAGGAAGAUCCAGGAAACGGAAACAGAGUGGCCAGUCCCCAGCUGGAGCUGGAAAGCAACGCAUGAAGGAGAAAGAACAAGAGAAUGAGAGAAAAGUGGCAAAGCUUGCUGAAGAGAACGAACGGCUCAAGCAGGAAAUUGAGCGCCUGACCAGGGAAGUGGAAGCGACUCGCCGAGCUCUGAUUGACCGAAUGGUUAAUCUGCACCAAGCAUGAACAGUUGGGACCAUCACUUCCCCCUCAGGCCACUACGUACCUUUCACGGAAGUGGCUGCUGACCAUCUUCUCACCAGUGCCAAUGAUGUGACCCUCGACCCCAUCUAUUCAGUAGGGGGAAAGCUUGGGGUAGACAACAGGAAAGGGUCUCAGCAUGUAUAUAGAGAUUGUACAUUUAUUUAUUACUGUCCAUAUCCAUUAAAAUGACUUCCUAUGA
Molecule: messenger RNA, 923 nt
Organism: Suricata suricatta (meerkat)
Lineage: Eukaryota; Metazoa; Chordata; Mammalia; Carnivora; Herpestidae
Gene: DDIT3
Product: DNA damage inducible transcript 3
Exons: 4
Coding region: 200-706 (168 amino acids)
Biological process (GO): ER overload response; positive regulation of intrinsic apoptotic signaling pathway; intrinsic apoptotic signaling pathway in response to endoplasmic reticulum stress
Cellular component (GO): CHOP-C/EBP complex; CHOP-ATF4 complex; CHOP-ATF3 complex
Molecular function (GO): DNA-binding transcription activator activity, RNA polymerase II-specific; protein heterodimerization activity; RNA polymerase II cis-regulatory region sequence-specific DNA binding
Source: RefSeq, a predicted model, not a curated record